Telopea speciosissima is the source of this 810-nucleotide messenger RNA. RefSeq lists its product as uncharacterized. The transcript has a single exon. Bases 1 to 810 code for a protein of 269 amino acids. The record is from RefSeq and is a predicted model, not a curated record. Lineage: Eukaryota; Viridiplantae; Streptophyta; Magnoliopsida; Proteales; Proteaceae.
AUGGAAGUAUGUGGAAGUUUAAAAGGGCGUUUCAAAUGUAAAUUUUGUAACAAGGAGUAUGCAAGUGGUAUUUCAAGAGUGAAAUAUCAUUUAGCUUGCUUGAAGGGAAAUGAUGUUGGGAUAUGUAGCAAUGUGCCUGAUGAUGUCCAUGUUGAGGCACUCCGUGCAUUAAGUAAUAAGAAAGCUAAGACUGGGGAAAGUUCCACUGCAUGUAAUGUUGGAACUUCACAAAGCCCCCUAGAUAGUAGAGAACAUAUAGGUCAGUCUUCAAGUCUUCAACAACCAAGUGUAGAUGGAAUGUUUAAACAGAAAAGCAAGGAUGAAGUUGAUGAUGAUUUGGCUCGUUGUUUCUUUUUUAAUAACAUUUCCUUCAAUGUUAUUCAAACUCCUAGUUUCAUUCAGAUGAUACGUUUUGCUUCUUGUUAUGGUCCAAGUUAUGCCAUACCUAGUUAUUCUACAUUGAGGACCAAAUUGGUACAAAGGGCGAGGAAGGAUAUUGAAGGAUAUGUUGCUUCAGUUAAGGAGUCAUGGUCUACUACAGGAUGCACUAUUAUGUCUGGCAUAUGGACUGAAAUGAAAGAACGUUCCUUCAUUAAUGUUAUUGCAUAUUCACCCAAGGGGGCUGUUUUCCUCAACUCUUUUGAGUGCUCUGAUUCUUCUAAGACUGGACUAUUUCUUAGAGAAAUACUUGAGCCUAUAAUAGAGGAAAUUGGAACAGAGAAAGUUGUUCAACUUAUCUCAGAUAACACUUCCAACUAUGAGGUUGCAAUCUCUUUGAUAUGGAGAAAUAUCCACACAUUCAUAGGAUAA